AUGAGCUCAAAUGUAGCUCCGUCUGAAAGUAAUGGCGACAAAAGAGCUGGACCUUCAAAUGUUGUUCCUGUACGGGACAAGAGACUGAAGACGAUAGCAUGUGAUCGAUGCAGACGUAGGAAGGUGAAAUGUGAUGGCGAUGGUUACAACAAAUUACCUUGCAAAUAUUGCGCCUCAGUUGAUUUAGAGUGUACCUACAAUGGUCGUCAGCUUGGACGAGUUUCCAAUGCAAACGAUCAUUCUUCGGCCACAAAUGAUAGAUCAAACCAAUCAACCAACGAUCGUAACUCUCCUACUCGAUCAUCGCGAUCCCCCACAACUGCAUCAAAUGUUCCGUCCAUUAACAAUACAAGCAAUAGUGUUAUGCUCCGCCAGAGAAAAACAAUUUCUCGAAACAAUAGAAGAUCUUCUUUGUCUCUUUCCGCUCCCUCAAGAGUUAUCCCGAAACCUUUACCCGCGUUUGACGAUCGUGAAUAUAUCAUCAAGUUAUUUACCCUGAUGACUAUGAAUAAUGAGGCUGAAGUUCGCCAAAAACUCAUUAAUUACUUACCUCCUCAGCAAGAGAAACCAAUGUCUGAGCAGCGGCCGUCACUCGCGCAAAACACCGCGCCAGUGAAUGAUGUCCGAUUGAUCGAAACCCUGGUUGACCUUUACUUCAGGAACUUUCACCCACUAUUUCCCAUAGUACACAAAUCAUAUUUCAUGGAGAGCUUCAAGAAUCCAACCAAGACUGUCCCACGUUUUUUACUAUACGCCAUGUGUACGAUUGGUUCGAACUACCUUGAUAACCGCUCUGCAUGGAUAGAUCCGCACAUUGGCUCGUCUUACUAUUAUCAUGCGCAAGGCGAAGUCAUAGGUCAAAUAGGAAAAGUGCGAACAAGACUAACCAAAAAGCGCAUGCAAUUACACAACACAGGUAUGGUUGACCAAUUCCUUGACAAAGCUACACUAAGCACCGCAACAGCUCUCCUCCUGUUAGGCAUAUUUGGAUCUUUGAAUUUCAAAGGCCGAGUUUUUGUUGGCAUGGCCACCACUUUCGCUAUCACGAUGGGAUUACACGAUAAGAAUGCAUCCGAAAACUUUUCGGUCAACAAAAGGGAAGCAAGAAAAAUGAUAUGGUGGGGAAUUUCAAUUGUUAACCGUUUGGAAUGUAUGGCUUUGAAUCGUCCGCUCUUACUUGAGGAGAAGCAUUGCACCGUCGAUUAUCCCGACCCAAAUUUAUGCGAUGAAUCAGAAUCGAAAAUCAUUGGGUAUUUCGUGCAAUACUCAAUAAUCACAAGGAUCAUGUAUGAUAUCUUGGAAAUCUCCAUGGUGGACGACCAAGGCUCGGACUUUUCCGUUUCGCACCUGGAGGGACGACUUGACGAAUGGAAGCGCAACCUUCCUUCAUUCUUGAACAUCGAGGAUGCCAAACCUUUGACGAUAACUCCAGAUGAAACGACCGUUGAACACUUGAGAAUCUAUUUAUGUAUUCUUUAUAAUUAUACGUUAAUAAGAAUCCAUCAUCCAAAGAUCUUGUCUAAUAAUAGUUUGGAGGCUUGUACACAGGCUGCAAACAACAUCACGACCCUCGUGAAUGAAAAUUUUGUCAGCCUUAUUAAUAGUAAUCAGUUCGUGAUCUAUUGUACUUUAUGCGCGGGGUGUAUUCAUGCUUUUAAUCUCAAAAGUUCACAACAUUCGGUCAACGCCAAGAAUAGCAUUUUUCAAAUAGUCGAAGUGUUUAAAAGUGUACUCUCCAUAUCAUCAUUGCAUAAUAUACAUUAUGGAAUAAAAAACCUUGUUGUACUGUUUGCUUUGCAACUUGAAGAGGCAGCAUCGGGUUCCGAUGAACAAACCAUGCAAGUUGUUAAAGAUGCGUUGAAUGUAGUUACCGGAAACACGAGGAUAUCAGAGAACCACAGCAUUUCAACAGUUGUAGAAGUUCGACAUAACGGUGUUGGGGACGAUAUUGGUAAUAUUAUCAGUAACAAGGGUAUCCUGGGUCAUUCGUCUUCUCAGCCAGGUAUUAAUAAUAUAUUGGCGCAAACGGCUACCGCGGGUUCAACGACAGGUUUGCCGCGAAUACAUCAACAGAGUCAACCUGUUUUCUCUUCCUCGCCAACAUCUUUAUCACCAUUAGGUCUUCCACCGGUGAAUUCUGGUAAAAUGGAAGCCAACAAUAAUAACAACCUUCUUGGAAAUUCAUCAUUGAUAUCAGACAACUAUACAUCAUCGCAAUAUGGUCAGCACCCACAGAAUAGUCCGAAUCAUUCUUCACAGACGAGAUCGAAUGGUGACAACUCGUCGAGUAUGAACAAUUCUUAUUAUUAUUGGACGCAGCAUAGUAACCAACUGCAACCGAUUCAACCGCAAAAUCAUCAGGCGUCCUCCCAUAAUGCAUUGAUGUCACCUACCUCAGAAACGUCAACACUUUUGGUACUGGGUAACUCCCAAGGUUCAUCUGCAGCGUCGAUGAAUAUUGGAAGGACCGCGACGCCUUCAAUGACCAUGACGCCUACUUCAUCGUCAUUACCACCAUUGAUAAAUACCACAACUUCAGCCUCGACAUCAAUAUAUUUGCCAUUUCCUCAAUAUUCACCCGCUCAGCAACCAUCGCAAACUCCACAUCCAUCUCAACCAAGACAAUACUACCUGACCCCCAGUAAUCCGAAUCCUCCUAGAAAUUAUGUUGCGGGACCGGAAAUACAAGAUGGAUUGUCUUCGAUGACGGGAAUGACUUCGAUCAACGGAGUGAGUAACGGUGGUGCUCCUACCCUGAUCUCACUACUUGACAAUCAGAGGAACAAUCAAUCAAAUGAAAUUGGUCGAAAGUCACCAACGCAAUUCCAUUGGUAUCAAACCUAA
Messenger RNA from Acaulospora morrowiae, 2844 nucleotides. The record is from the annotation of a GenBank genome assembly. NCBI's taxonomy places the organism in Eukaryota, Fungi, Glomeromycota, Glomeromycetes, Diversisporales, Acaulosporaceae.